AUGCCUUGCCGCAUUUAACUCGAGUGUCCCGUUCUCCCACUCUCGUCCACUUCCAAUUUCUGGUCCCAGUUCACCUCUACAAAUCUGGCUUUGAUAUCUGGCAAAGCUCCCUCCAUACGCACUCCCAUCUCGCCAGAACACAUGGCGUCCCUCAAAGACAUUGGAGAUACCCUAAAGAAGGGCCAGUCGUACAUGAUGCACUCGCAGGGCGACAAAAUAGCAGACCUCGGCCGCAACACGGUCACGCCGUCGGCCCAAGGCAGGAUGACGUCGGACGCCGGCACGCGCAUGCCCAGCGCUGACGACUGGCUGCGGGUGGUGAGCGACCAGCACACGGGGCCGUCGCUGCUCGAGGACCAGCUGGCCCGCGAGAGGAUCCACCGCUUCGACCACGAGCGCAUCCCCGAGCGCGUCGUGCACGCUCGUGGCACUGGAGUGCACGGCAGGUUCACGCUGCACAAGAGCAUCGAGCACCUGACGUGCGCAAAGGUGCUGACGGACACGUCGCGCGAGACGCCCGUCUUUGUGCGCUUCUCGACGGUGCUGGGCAGCCGCGGCUCGGCCGACACGGUCCGCGACGUGCGCGGCUUCGCCGUCAAGUUCUACACGCCCGAGGGCAACUGGGAUAUUGUCGGCAACAACAUACCCGUCUUCUUCAUCCAGGACGCGCUCAAGUUCCCCGACGUGAUACACGCCGGCAAGCCCGAGCCCGACACCGAGGUGCCGCAGGCGCAGUCGGCGCACAACAACUUCUGGGACUUUAUGUACCAGCACUCCGAGGCCACGCACAUGUUCAUGUGGGCCAUGAGCGACCGUGCCAUCCCGCGUUCGUACCGCAUGAUGCAGGGCUUCGGCGUCAACACCUUCACCCUCGUCAACGCCCAGGGCGAGCGCCAUUUUGUCAAGUUUCACUUCACCCCCGAGCUCGGCGUCCACAGCCUGGUCUGGGACGAGGCCCUCAAGCUGGCCGGCCAGGACCCCGACUUCCACCGCAAGGACCUGAUGGAGGCCAUCGCCAACGGCGCCUUCCCAAAGUGGAAGUUUGGCGUCCAGGUCCUGCCCGAGAGCCGCGAGCACGACUUUGACUUUGACAUCCUGGACGCCACAAAGGUCUGGCCCGAGGACCUCAUCCCGGUCGACUACAUCGGCACGCUGGAGCUCAACAGAAACAUCGACGAGUUCUUCCCGGAGACGGAGCAGGUCGCCUUUUGCACCAGCCACCUCGUCCCCGGCAUCGGCUUCUCGGACGAUCCUCUCCUUCAGGGACGGAACUUUUCGUACCAGGACACGCAGCUCAGCCGCCUGGGCACCAACUGGGAGGAGCUGCCCAUCAACCGGCCCGUCUGCCCCGUCAUGAACUUCAACCGCGACGGCCAGAUGCGCCACACCAUCACCAAGGGCAAGGUCAACUACUGGCCCAACCGCUUCGGCAUCAACCCUCCAGCCUCGGCCGCCGAGGGCGCCUUCGUCGAGCACGCCACCAAGAUAGAGGGCAUCAAGGCGCGGGCCAAGAGCGCAAAGUUCAAGGACCACAUCUCGCAGGCCCAAAUGUUCUUCAACAGCAUGUCCGAGGUCGAGCGCCGCCACAUGCUCGCCGCCUUCUCGUUCGAGCUGGACCACUGCGAGGAGGAGGUGUACGGGAACCUGGUCAAGCGCCUGACGGAGCUCGACCUGGGGCUGGCCCAGAGCGUCGCCGAGAUGGUGGGCGCGCCCAUCCCGGAAAAGGCCACGGGAGCGCAGCAGAACCGCGGCCAAAAGUCGCGCGGGCUGAGCCAGCUCGAGUUUGUUCCCUCCAGCCCCACGGUCGCCUCCCGCAAGGUGGCCAUCCUCAUCGCCGACGGCUACGACCCGGUCGCCUACUCGGCCGUGCGCGCCGCCCUGGCCGCCACGCAGGCCAUCCCGCUCACCAUCGCGCCCAGGCGGUCCCCCAUCUACGCCGCCGGCGAGACUCGGGGCUCGGCCAAGGGCGUCAAGCCCGACCACCACCUCGAGGGCUUCCGCAGCACCAUGGUGGACGCCGUCUUCAUUCCCGGCGGCGCCGCGUCGGUCGAGACGUUGGCCCGGUCGGGGCGCGCCAUGCACUACGUCCGCGAGGCGUUUGGCCACCUCAAGGCCAUCGGCGCGUCGGGCGAGGCGGCCGGCCUGGUCGAGACGGCGCUGGCGCUGCCGCAGGUGGUCGUCUCGGGCGGCGAGGAGCCCGUCGAGUCGUACGGCGUCGUCACGGUUGGCAGGGUGAGGCCCGAGAGCCUCAAAGAGGUGGUGACUAUCGCCAAGGGCGCCACGGGCUUCAUGGAGCAGUUCUUCCACAGCAUCGCCAUGCACCGGAACUGGGCCCGCGAGAUUGACGGGCUCAACACGCAGGUUGCGUACUAGUCUGGCUUGGAGGAGGUUUUGACUGCUGCCGAUAUUUGCCCUUGGGCUGUGUAGUUAUAGUUGGUUCUUUAUGAAAAAUCACGAGGUCGAAUGCUAUUAUUUUCAAGUGUUUA
Gaeumannomyces tritici R3-111a-1 is the source of this 2486-nucleotide messenger RNA. RefSeq names its product catalase-1. Gene Ontology annotation, molecular function: catalase activity; heme binding. Bases 142 to 2373 code for a protein of 743 amino acids. The record is from RefSeq and is a predicted model, not a curated record. The transcript has a single exon. Gene Ontology annotation, biological process: response to oxidative stress; hydrogen peroxide catabolic process. Gene Ontology annotation, cellular component: cytosol. Lineage: Eukaryota; Fungi; Ascomycota; Sordariomycetes; Magnaporthales; Magnaporthaceae.